UCAGAAUUCAACGUGAAGUUAGAAUAUUUUGUGUAGUGUAUUGAAAAGGACGUAAAUUCACUCACAAAACGCGUUUCUCCGCAUUUGGAAACUUUUCAUUUCACGAAAAUGGCGACGAAGCCGCUUCGAGUUGCGUACAUUUGUUUGGCAUGGGCGACACUAAUACAGGACACCAAGUCGGAUACGUCACAUUCCUUAAUACCGACCAAUAAACGGCGUCAAAGUAAUAUUUGUCAAAAUCACACAGCUGGAGAAUUCGAUAGAAAUCCAGAUGAUUGCCGAUCAUUUUAUUUGUGUUUGGAAAAUGGACAGGCGGUGAUUGCGCCAUGUCCGCCGACAAUGCUUUUCAAUGCGGUCAGUAAACUCUGCGACACCGCCGAAAAUGUCAAUUGUGACAUUAGCAUACCCAGCGGCAGCAGCAACUCCAACAAUAACAACAAUGGGAUAGCAAGCAAUGGAAACAGUAACGGCAAUGACGGUGCUGCUGAUGCUGAUGGUAACAAUGAAGUUUUAAGUGCGUCCCGCUAUUGCGCUUCACAGCAAAGCGAACAAAAUCGCAUCGUUUUCAUUGGCAGCAACAGCAAUUGCCAACAAUACUUCAUAUGUUAUUAUGGGCAGGCGGUGUUGCAGGAAUGCAGUGCCAAUUUGCACUGGAAUGCAAAAACUGGUAAGUGCGAUUUACCCGAAAAGGCUGGUUGCCAAUUGUGGGACGGCGACGUCGGUGUCGGCGAAUACGCGCCCGUGAACGGUGUUGGAAGCAGCGCCAACACUGCCGGUAUGCCAUCUCAGGGAAGUGAAAGUGGCGAGCAAUCCACCGUUGGUGAACUAAUCGAUUGUCCAAUAUAUGGACAACAUGUAUUUCCACACAUGUCGCGCUGCGACUAUUUCAUUUACUGUGUCAAAGGGUAUGCCAUACUGCAGCAAUGCCCCUUUUAUCACAACUUUGACAUUGUGUCGAAAAGAUGUAAAUGGCGCACAGCCGCCGUUUGUGUGCGAGAUUUAAAUAUUAAUUUUAAUAAAUUAAUUGCUAAAUAGGAUAGGAUAGAUUGAAAAAACUUUAAUUUAUUGCAAUAAAUUCUACAUAUGUAUGUACAUACGUAUGUAUGUUAAAAGAUCCUUAUUACUAAUCUGUGAUACAGAAACAAUACCUGCCUCCAAUGCUUGCAUAGCAGCAGAAAUGAGAUGAAUUAUCCAAUUGACUUACUAUAGAAGCAUAAGCUGAUUCUUUUGCGGCUUCUUUUUUUCUUUUUUAGGUGUUCAUCUGGCGAAUGUUUUAAUGCUCGUUCUAA
Molecule: messenger RNA, 1289 nt
Organism: Zeugodacus cucurbitae (melon fly)
Lineage: Eukaryota; Metazoa; Arthropoda; Insecta; Diptera; Tephritidae
Product: probable chitinase 10
Exons: 2
Coding region: 109-1035 (308 amino acids)
Cellular component (GO): extracellular region
Molecular function (GO): chitin binding
Source: RefSeq, a predicted model, not a curated record